Messenger RNA from Mesorhabditis spiculigera, 1566 nucleotides. NCBI's taxonomy places the organism in Eukaryota, Metazoa, Nematoda, Chromadorea, Rhabditida, Rhabditidae. The record is from the annotation of a GenBank genome assembly.
AUGAGCGACGACAGACCGACCCUCAGCGGCAUCGCCCACGUUGUUUCCGACAAGCUCCACGAAUGGACGGGCACCACCCACGAGGAUCGGGCCCGGAAUGAGGCCGGCCAGGCCUGGGAGCACGCCAAGGAGAGUGCACGGGAAAUGAGCGAAAGCAUGAAGCACACGGCCGGGCAUAAGCUGUAUGAGGCGGGCAACGCCUUGAAGCCGCACCGCCCCCCGGUCCGCCAGGAUGAUACCCUCGACAAGCUGAGGGACCAGAACACAAAAAUUAUUCGUCCUGGUCUCUGUCCUCAAGAUUCACUCAGGUUCUGGCCCAUGCCUUCUCUCGUCCAUCUGCUCGGGCUGCUCAUCUUCGGCGUGUUCCGCGCCGACAGCGAAGAGGUCCAUUGCUGGGAGAGAUUCGCCUCUUGCCUCGGGAAAGGCAACAAGACCUUCUGCGUCAAUCCAGAAUCCCUUGCUGACUACUCGUACCAGAAGUGCGCCUUCAAAGAUUGCCAAGACGACACCGCGCCAAUCAUGAUCCACGAGAAGACGACCUGCAUCCCCAUGGAACGGCUGGAUCAAGGCGGGAUGCUCCCGGGAGACUGGAAAUUUACUGACUGCGGAAGCCGGGGGUACUUGGACUGCGGGAUCCAUACGUCGAUAUGUAUCCACGCAGCUAACCUCGAGGACUACAACAGCACCACACGGCUUUGCACUACGAAAGGCUGCGAGGAGCAACCCUCCACCACGCCAUGCAGAGGCAAAGAUGACAUCUACCGCUGCACCUAUUUCUCUUUCGUCAAAGCCAUCAAGGGUGAUGGGAGCUGUGAAUUGACGCCGCUGGCUACCGUAUGCCCCAAAGGCCAUAUGAACUGCGGCGUACACGAGCCGAUCUGCGUCGAGGCGUUCAGCCCACUCUCGCGCACCGCCCCGCUCCACACCUACAAUGAUCGGACCGAAGAGUGCACCGUCGAAGGCUGCCCUCCUGGUCACCAUCCCUGCAAACAUGCCGCCAAGGGCCUGAAGCAGAUUUGCAUCCCGUAUUGGCACAUACAGUCCGUUGGCGAGGACAAUCAAUGCCGCCUGGUCGAUCCGAACAAGAUUCCACACCUGAAACCGACCGAAGACUGCGCGGGCCGAAAGGAUACAGUAGCCUGCUGGGCCGGCGAUGACUACGCGUGCCUCCCCUUCGAACGCUUGGCUUCGAUCAGCCUCGACAACGACAACAAAACCAUCUGCCAAUUUGCACAAUGCCCGAACGAUGGUGAGAUUCCAUGUGCCGCCGAGUGCCACAAGAUUGAAGACGUCCAGGGGGUGAAGUCGGAUGGGGAGUGUGAAUACCGCUCCAUGCGCCGCGGUACCAUCAUCAUGAUCGUCUCCUGCUCGAUUAUCGGAACCAUCACGGUGAUCGGUUUGGUGGCCCUCAUCGUCCGCGCCUACCUGACCCGAAACCAGAAGACGAAGACAGCCGACAAAACUGGCUCCAUCGCUUCGGCCAAGCUCGAGCCAGGAGCCGAAGAUGAGAAGCAGCCCUUCAUGCCCUCCAAGAACGAGAAGGCCAACAACAUCAAGCCCCAAGUC